CCCUGCUGACCCCCCCGGGUCUGUCCCGGUUCGGAGUCCGGAGCAGGAUCCCGGAUCGCCUCGGGUCGUUUGGAUCUGAACCCAAUCAGAGCCCCCCAUCCUGUCUCUCCAUCCCAGUGAGGGUGUCAGUCAGAGAUCUGCUGUGAGUUUGGAGGAUCCUCUUUAGUUGUGUGGAAGAAUGAGUGCCUACACCGUGACUCUGCCGGGCCCUGGGCCCUGGGGCUUCAGGCUGCAGGGGGGGAAGGACUUCAACAUGCCUCUGACCAUCUCCAGGAUCACACCAGGCAGCAAGGCGGCACAGGGUAACCUGAUCCAAGGUGAUGUCAUCGUUGCCAUCGAUGGUGUCAGCACUGAGGGGAUGACCCACCUGGAGGCCCAGAACAAAAUCAAGAUGGCCAAUUACAACCUGGCGCUCACCAUGGCCAAGUCGAAGCGUCCCGUUCCAAUGGCGCCACCAAGGAUGGACGCCAUUCCCAUGAUCCCACACCACCAGGGUUUCUCCCCCGCUGUUCCCAACACCGGCUUCAACCCCAGCAUGCUGAAGGACUCCCACAAACCCAUAGAGGUGAAAGGUCCCGGCGGUAAGGCCACCAUCAUUCACGCUCAGUACAACACGCCCAUCAGCAUGUACUCACAGGACGCAAUCAUGGACGCCAUUGCGGGCCAGUCGCAGGCCAAAGGGCACGACGUCAGUUCAGUUCCAGGUAAAGACCGACUGGUGGACAGUGCCUCUCCGGUCUAUCAGGCCGUUCAGAGUGCAGAAAAGGACCAGGACCUGAAUGAAUGGGGCCGGCGUAGCACCAGCACACAGUCCAAGUCCUUCCAGAUCCUGGCCCACAUGACUCAGACCGAGUCCUCGCUGAAGCAGGAGGAGGAGGAGGUGAUGAGGAGCAGCCCAUAUGGACCACCCCCACCCAUGCAUCAGGCCCCACCCCCACAACACUACCAGCCAAUUCCGCAACAGUACCAGCAACCACCCACACAUCAAGCCCCGCCCACUCAGCAGAGCUCCAUUCAGAUACCGGUUGGAUCUGGUCCUCCUAAAGUCGUCAGCACCGCCUGCAUUUACCCCUCCCAGCCAGUUCCAGCUCUUGUACCACCCCAGCCCCGCCCACCAGCCGCCGCCCCAGCCCCACCUUUUGCUGCUCCCGCCUCCUCCAACAGACCGCCGUGGGUGACAGACACCAACUUUGCUGAUAAGUUCGACCCCAGUAAGACUACUACGACCACCACCUCCAUGAAGGUGCAGCCGCUGCCCCAAGCAGCUCCUCCACCGCCGGCAUACAUCCCCAACCCUUCCCCUGCGGGACCUCUUGCUCCGAGCCCCGCUCCUAUCACUCCAAGCCCUGCUCCUUUCCCUCCUGUAGCAAGGGGCGUAGCCCAGAGGGCGGAGAGAUUCGCCGCCAGCAGUCGUACGCCUCUGUGUGGAGCGUGCAACAGCAUCAUCAGGGGUCCCUUCCUGGUGGCUCUCGGACGGUCCUGGCACCCUGAGGAGUUUAACUGUCACUACUGCCACGUUUCUCUGGCGGAUGUCAGCUUUGUGGAGGAGCAGAACAAUGUUUACUGUGAGAACUGCUACGAGGAGUUCUUCGCUCCGACCUGCGCUCGCUGCAACACCAAGAUCAUGGGGGAAGUGAUGCACGCUCUGCGGCAGACGUGGCACACCACCUGUUUUGUGUGUGCAGCCUGCGGCAAGGCAUUUGGAAACAGCCUCUUCCACAUGGAGGACGGAGAGCCGUACUGUGAGAAAGAUUACAUCGCUCUCUUCAGCACCAAGUGUCACGGCUGCGACUUCCCGGUGGAAGCUGGAGAUAAGUUUAUCGAGGCUCUGGGCCAUACCUGGCACGACACCUGCUUCGUCUGCGCGGUCUGCCACGUGAACCUGGAGGGUCAACCUUUCUACUCCAAGAAAGACAAACCUCUGUGCAAGAAGCAUGCUCACGCCAUCAACGUGUAAAGCGUCACCUCGCCGCAGGUCAACCAGCUCUCACACCAGUGCGUAAACCAAACGCACCCUGGAUUCCUGCGUAUAAUUAUUCAUGUUUGUUUAAAACGAUGCUGCCUGAUGAUUCUGCUUCCAAACAGGAACUCGUGCUGCUCAUCACAUCAGCUGAACUGCAGCUUUUUCUUUAAGUAAUUUGUGUUUUUUUUUUGUGAUUAAAAUAAAAUAUUGAGAAGAACGUUGGUUUAUAUAGAGCCAGCAGUAAAAAGGUUUUUAACCAAAAUAAGUUUGUAAAGUCUGAUCAUUAUGCAGAAAUAAUUCAAAUAAAUUGGUGUUAAAUCUAUUUUAACGCAGUUAGAUGUGUAAAUUCUACAUUAUUUUUGUGGAUAAAAUACACUGAGACAAAUUUUGUGUGUA
Molecule: messenger RNA, 2359 nt
Organism: Austrofundulus limnaeus
Lineage: Eukaryota; Metazoa; Chordata; Actinopteri; Cyprinodontiformes; Rivulidae
Product: LIM domain-binding protein 3
Exons: 14
Coding region: 179-1957 (592 amino acids)
Biological process (GO): actin cytoskeleton organization; muscle structure development; heart development
Cellular component (GO): Z disc; stress fiber; adherens junction
Molecular function (GO): actin binding; muscle alpha-actinin binding
Source: RefSeq, a predicted model, not a curated record